AUGCGGCGUGCUGCUUUGCUGCUGCUGCUGCCUCGCCCCACUGCCCCACUUCGAUGUAAACACACAUUAGCCCUGCGCCCCACACGAGUGCUGUGCAUUCACCCGCAGUUGGUGCGGCUCCUCGUUGCCGGCGGUGUUCUCUUAUUUCAGGCCUUCGCCGUGGCCCACAGUCAAGAGGCGCGAAAACUGCGGGAGGAGGCGGAGGGAACCUCCUCCCCCAACACAACCGUCGGCAGUAGUCAUUCCACCAUCAUGUCUUCCGCAGAGGCUUUGCGGGUUCUUGGUUUAAACGCAGAGUUGGAGGUUCCAUUGAAAAAUGAAACAGAUCGUCAAGAGGCCCAUUGGCGAUUUAAACGUCUCUUUGCCAUAGCGAAGGAAAGUGAUAAUCUUUACCUGCAAGGGAAGUUCAGUGCCGCCUACAGAUUGUGUGUGGAUGCGGAUUGGGAUGCGGCGGGGGAUCAUACCACGUCGAAGGACCGUACGAAUAUCGAUUCCUCAGGGUAA
This is a messenger RNA of Trypanosoma theileri, 504 nucleotides long. RefSeq lists its product as uncharacterized. Lineage: Eukaryota; Euglenozoa; Kinetoplastea; Trypanosomatida; Trypanosomatidae. The transcript has a single exon. The coding region runs from base 1 to 504 and encodes 167 amino acids. The record is from RefSeq and is a predicted model, not a curated record.